AUGAGUAUCGAUAUAUUUGGACGUUCACUACCAACUGGUGCUGUAAUCAGUGGACCACCAGGACCACCUGGACGAGGAUUUCAAGUAACUGUUGAUGGGCAGUACGAUGUUGAGAAAAAGAGACUGUGUCAUGUUGGCAAACCUGCUGAAGAUAGCGAUGCAGCAACUGUAAAAUUUACACGUGAUCUUGUACAUCGCGAGUUGUCUCUAAUGUAUGAUAGUAUGAGGAAUGAUCAGUCAGAGAUCAUUUCGCAUUUACACUCUCAAGUGGUAACACUCGACUCAGCUGUAACGCUAUUGAAAAAAGAAAAUCAAGAACUAAAACUAGAAUUUUUGUCAACAAUGGAGGAGGAGGAGGACAAGAAAUCAGUAAUAGCGUAUGAGCUGCAUAGACAAGCACGCAGGAAUUAUCAACGUCGUCAUGUUGACAUACGAGCACUUGAUGAAACUUGGCAAGCUGACUUAGUUGAAAUGAUUCCUUAUGCAACAGUAAACAAAGGAAACAAAUAUCUGCUAACUGUCAUAGAUAUUUUUUCAAAGUAUGCUUGGGCUGUACCGAUUAAAAGUAAAAGUGGCAGUGAUGUCACCAGUGCAAUGAAAUCUAUAUUUCAACUAGGACGUGUUCCAAAAAAUUUGCACGUUGACCAAGGCAAAGAAUUUUAUAAUAAAGAAUUUCAAGAACUUAUGCAACGUAAAAACAUCAACAUGUACUCGACAUUCAGCAACUUGAAGGCAUCCAUAUGUGAACGAUUUAACAGGACACUUAAAAAUAAAAUGUGGCGUGAAUUCUCUGCACGUGGUACCUAUAAAUGGAUUGAUAUACUAGAAGACUUAUUGGAUACUUACAAUAAUACCAAACAUCGGACAAUUAAAAUGAAACCUGCUGAUGUAACUGCUGCUAAUGAAAAAGAACUGCUGGAAAAAAUAUACAAACCUCUUCAAGCUCAGCAACAAGCGCGAAAAAAUAAAUUCAAAGUCGGAGACAAAGUUCGAAUCAGCAAGUACAAACAUGUGUUUGAGAAAGGUUACACACCCAACUGGACGACUGAAAUUUUUACAAUUAAGACUGUGCAGAAAACAAAUCCAACAACGUAUAAGCUCGUAGACUAUCAGGAUAAGCCAAUUGAAGGUGGAUUUUAUGCAGAAGAACUCAGCAAAGUCAAAUAUCCAGAUGUAUAUCUAGUGGAGAAAAUUAUAAAAAAACGCGGAAAUAAAUUGUACGUAAAGUGGCUCGGCUUCGAUAGCUCCCACAACAGCUGGAUUGAAAAAUCUGAUCUGUAA
Molecule: messenger RNA, 1281 nt
Organism: Microplitis mediator
Lineage: Eukaryota; Metazoa; Arthropoda; Insecta; Hymenoptera; Braconidae
Exons: 2
Coding region: 1-1281 (426 amino acids)
Biological process (GO): DNA integration
Molecular function (GO): nucleic acid binding
Source: RefSeq, a predicted model, not a curated record